AUGAUAGGCAACUUGAUUACUGACCUUUGGGCGGCGGGUGGACUUUGUGACAUUUUAGAUUAUCGUGGAGGUGACCUCCUCAACCCCCCCGCCAAUACCAGCCAGAGCUCUGGCAGUUCUCGAGGCGGUUCGAGUGCCUCAACUUUGCGCGGCCUCAACAAUCACGAGAGUUUGAUCACACCCAAAAAGCUUGGAGAGGUCCUUGCCCCAACGUCUCAACGUUUGGACCGCUCAAUUUUACGUAGUAACAGCGGCGAGUCGGUCCCCGGACUGGAAUCGCGUCGACGUCCCAAGGUGAAAGCUUUGACCACUAGUCUGGCCAAAACCCCUCGCGAUGCAACUGCCACCCCGGCCCCCGAAAACCAGAAACGCCUUUGUACUCAAUCACCUACCGAGUUUGAACAGCCCCUUCUCCAAUCAACCUCGAAUAACCCCACCCAAAGCGACGACCCGUUGAGUCACUUCCAACCCACGACUGGCGAACCUGUCGCCAACUUCCGUGCUCUCGCGGACGAGGAACGCAACUUCAUUGACCGAAUGACGUCUUCUGCUGACUUGGACGCGAAGCAUAGUGACUAUGCUCGAGAACUUGGCGAGGUUAAUGGCGAUAACUAUCGCCAUUUGGCGCUUUGUGGGAAUAUUGCAAGGACACAAUUCUACCUCUGUAGAAUCUCUCAACAGGUUUCCACCCUCGCGGAACAGGUGGCCGAACAGUUUGGAAUCCUUCACCAGGAUCUCACUGACAAGAUGAACGUCAUCUCAGCCAACGUCGACGAUCUCAGUGAGGCGGUCCAGUCUGGCGGUCUCAAACCAGCACCCACGGCGACUUCAACUUCGACAUCGACAUCGACAUCGACGUCGACAUCGACAUUGGCAUCAGCAGCCUCUGCCAAAGCGGCUCGCACGGCGACAGUUUCCGAGUGGAAGGCAUCGCGCCAGUUGAAAGCCUUGCUGAACGAAUUGUCAGUCCAAUUGAUCCCCGAAGCUGAUCUGCAGUCUUACACCGAAAUCGAGGAUCGAGCUAAGAACUAUCUCCCGAGAUCUCUCUUCAAUCGUGUUAGGCUCCGUGUCGCAAAACAAGACGCAGAAUGGAUUGCUUUACACCUUCCCAAACAAAUUCGAGGAGUUAACGAUGGCGAAGGGCUCCGCAAGUACGCGACUGCUAUCAGGGACUCGGGUAAACACGCGCGCGAAAAAUUACACUUAUUGUUAUUAACCAACGUGCACAACCAAAAGCAUGGGGCGGUGAAGGGUGUUGCCGUGCCCACACUGAUCGCAUUGUGGCAUCGAAUUGCGUUGAAAUGUGGACUAAUUGGGGGAGAUGUAGAUGCCAUAACAGCUUGGCGCGCGGCGGACGAGGUCACUCGAAGCAGGAUUGCAUACCUACGUCGCGAAGCCACCCGUCUUCGACAAACCCCUUCUGCAACCAACAUAUGGUCUGCGGUGGACAAGCAGCUUGACCUUCUCCGAGAUAAAGAAAAGGAUCUACCAGAUUAUACAACUUCCUUCUACGAUAUCAUCUAUCAGAAUGACAACGAGAUAUUCAACGGCAAGAGGAGUUGGAGUGAGAUCAAGGAGAACUAUGUGCUUGCAUUACCCACGGAGGAUGCGAUUGUUGCGGGAACCUCUGGGGUAGUUGAGGAAGCGGUCCCACCUCUAGGAGGCAAGGGAGAUGGCGAAGAUGUGGGCUCCGAACAUGAAGACUCGAUUUGA
Messenger RNA from Melampsora larici-populina 98AG31, 1713 nucleotides. RefSeq lists its product as uncharacterized. The transcript has 10 exons. The record is from RefSeq and is a predicted model, not a curated record. NCBI's taxonomy places the organism in Eukaryota, Fungi, Basidiomycota, Pucciniomycetes, Pucciniales, Melampsoraceae. The coding region runs from base 1 to 1713 and encodes 570 amino acids.